ACUUUUUUGUUGUGAACGUACUUCAUGAUAAUUAUCAAUUAUUAACUACAAUAAUGUGAAAAGUCAUGAUAAUCAUAGUUAUGAAAAUUGCUCGUUAUCUUUUCAUACAAUAAUGAUGAUAUUAAUCCUACUAGUUGAUAGUACUGACUACACUUCGACGGUUAUAAAAUAGUCGGUAACAAAGCUUCAAGCCAUAAAUCAGCAUCAUUGUUGAUAAUGAAUAAAAUACUUUUAUUAUUCAAUGAUUUAAUUAAACUCAUUUACGUGUAAUUUUUUAUACUAAAUUUUCUAAAUAAUUCAACAAUGGAAACUGAGGAUACAACUUCACCAACACCACAAUGGAGACGUUAUAUUUUUAUAGAAUUACCAGUAUUUUUUUGUAUGUUUGCAAGUGGAAUGACAGGUACCGUUUUCACUGAUUUAAUUAUUUUUCAAUCGUGCAAAGAAGUAACAGGAAGAAAUAAUAAUAGUUGUGAUAUUUAUCAUCUAAAUAGUAGCAGCAAAGAAGCUCAAGAAUUAAACAAAAUCGUACAGCCGUAUGCAAGCAAUGUAAUAAUGUGCAGAUCAUUAAUCGAAAGUAUUUUAUCUGCAUUUUUAAUAUUGUUUUUAGGACCUUGGAGUGAUAAAUUCGGUCGAAAACCGCUAAUGAUAAGUGCUUGCAUAGUUCUGAUAUCCAAAUAUGUAAUUUUAUCGGUGCUGAGUAAUUUUGAUGAAGAUCCAUGGAUGUUUUUGAUCGCCUCGGUACCUUACGGUCUUCUUGGUAACAGUCUCUUAUUAGCGACUUUUUGUUACAUUGCCGAUUCUACAGAACCCGAUAAACGGGCAUGGUCUCUAGCUUGCUUGCAAACAUGCGUCACCGUAGGAAUAGUAAUUGGUACUUUUACCGGUCCCUGGAUAUUCAAACAACUCGGUUAUACAUUUGUAUUCGCUAUCGCUGCAGUAUUUUGUGCAUUUGCGCUAGUUUAUAUAAUUUUUUUGAUACCUGAGACUGUUGAAAAUGAAUUUAACGAAAAAUGGGGAAAUCCAUUCAAUAUGCCAUUGAUUAAAGAAUUAUUCUCGAUAUGCUUCGAAAGACGCGAUGGAUUCAAUCGUGGAAUGUUAUGGUGUUGUCUGGCAGUUUUGACAUUAUUUACGAUGGUAGUUAAUGGAAACUCGAAUAUAAGUUAUUUAUUUGCGAAUGCCAAACUCGGAUGGGAUAUUGAGGACUUUUCAAUUUUCAGUGGACUAUCUAUAGUAUUAUCAACGAUCGGAACAUUUGGCGGUCUCAAAUUCAUGAAAUAUUGUUUAGGAAUGGCGGAUAUUAAAGUAGCACUAGUGGGUUGUAUAUCUGGUUUUUCAGCAACCUUAUUAGGAUCUUUAACCACAGAACCUUGGCACAUGUACGUUGGAAUUGUUUUAGGAUUGUUUACGGGUAUUGUAUUGCCUACUACACGCUCUCUGAUAUCUAAAUCUUCUCCUAUAGAUGCGAUAGGUAAAGUUUUUUCUUUAGUGUCGUUCGUAGAAACAAUUCUGCCACUGGGAAGCGCUCCUAUAUUUAAUUUAUUAUACUCUUCAUAUAUUUUUGUUUAUCCAUCACCAGUGUUUUUAUUAAUGGCCGGUUUAUUUUUGUUAAUGACAUUUAUUAUCAUAAUUAUGAAUUUAAAAUUUAUGCGAUUGGAAUUUUCUUAUCAAGAAAACAUUCACCAAAAUUAAUAUUUCUUUACUUCCUUUAUCAGUGCGGCAAUAACCAGUUAAAGUUAAACUAAAUCGAAUUAGUAAAAUUAUUCAAAAAGUGAACAUUAUAAUUAUGAGAAUUAAUAUUAAGAAAUUAUAACAGUUUUGUGAUAUCUUCUUGUGAAGCUCUAUUGUAUAACAAUGAGUGUAACAACUAUAAUAUAAUUACAUAACUAAA
This is a messenger RNA of Cotesia glomerata, 1891 nucleotides long. RefSeq names its product proton-coupled folate transporter-like. Gene Ontology annotation, cellular component: membrane. Gene Ontology annotation, biological process: transmembrane transport. The transcript is spliced from 6 exons. The record is from RefSeq and is a predicted model, not a curated record. Gene Ontology annotation, molecular function: transmembrane transporter activity. The coding region runs from base 304 to 1692 and encodes 462 amino acids. Lineage: Eukaryota; Metazoa; Arthropoda; Insecta; Hymenoptera; Braconidae.